Messenger RNA from Micropterus dolomieu (smallmouth bass), 2816 nucleotides. It is a transcript of the gene bhlhe40, whose product is annotated as basic helix-loop-helix family, member e40. NCBI's taxonomy places the organism in Eukaryota, Metazoa, Chordata, Actinopteri, Centrarchiformes, Centrarchidae. The transcript is spliced from 5 exons. Gene Ontology annotation, biological process: regulation of transcription by RNA polymerase II; regulation of neurogenesis; circadian regulation of gene expression. Gene Ontology annotation, cellular component: nucleus. The record is from RefSeq and is a predicted model, not a curated record. The coding region runs from base 291 to 1529 and encodes 412 amino acids. Gene Ontology annotation, molecular function: protein dimerization activity; RNA polymerase II cis-regulatory region sequence-specific DNA binding; DNA-binding transcription factor activity, RNA polymerase II-specific.
CCGAGAGACGUGCCUGCAGUCACAGGGUUUAUUUAACACGUAGUCAAAAACCCACCCAGCUCUCGCACAUUGAGCAGAGCGUGGAGCCUCCCUACUAGACAUACUACAGAGUCCGGACCUCAGGGUGGCAAUACUGCAAGAGCACUCACACACGGGAUAACAGGAGAUACUUUUUAUCUUUAAAUUUUCUAUUGUUUUUGUGUUCGUUUUGAAGUGCGACUGCAGAGGCACAUUUGGAGCGCUUUGAAGGCUUUUUGAAGUUAUUUAUUCAGGUUUUACAGUUGAGCGACAUGGAGAGGAUUACCAGUGCGCAACCACCUCCCUGUGGGCCAAAACACCUACCACUGGAUAUAGCUGACAUGCAAGGAAUGGAUUUUCCCAUUUAUGUGUACAAACCCAGGAGGGGCAUGAAGCGAGUUGAUGAGAGCAAGGAGACAUACAAGUUGCCACACCGACUGAUUGAAAAGAAAAGACGUGACAGAAUCAACGAAUGCAUUGCCCAGCUGAAGGAUUUGUUGCCAGAACAUCUUAAGCUUACAACGCUGGGUCAUUUGGAGAAAGCCGUGGUGCUGGAACUCACUCUUAAGCAUGUGAAAGCCUUGAGUGGCCUCCUGGAGCAGCAGCAGCAGAAAAUUAUCGCCCUGCAGAAGGACCUGCAAAUUAGUGAUCAUGGGGGUGACAGUGCAGAGAGCAGCGAGGAGAUGUUCCGCUCUGGCUUUCACUUGUGCGCAAAAGAGGUCCUCCAUUACGUGGCCAGCCAAGAAAGCAGCAGGGACCUCACUCCUUCCCAUGUCAUCAGCCACAUCCAAAAGGUAGCAGCCGAAGUCCUGCAACAUCGAAGCAGCCUACACCCAGACGAGUCCAUCCCUCUGGUUUCAGAGAAACCAAAGAAACCCGCUGGACAAUCCCAAAGGGUCUCUGAGGUCCCAGCUAAGAACUGUGUUCCCGUCAUUCAAAGGACUUAUCCCCAUGGGAUGGGAGAACAGAGCGGCAGUGACACAGACACUGACAGCGGCUAUGGAGGAGAACAUGAUAAGCGUGACCCCAAAGCUCAAUGGUCAGAAAGCCACGCAAAGGAAAGGGAGAAUGCCAAGCAUGUCGCGUCUGAGAGGACGGCCGGUGCCAUCAAGCAGGAGGGUGAUGAGCCUCAGGCCAAAAGGUCGAGGUCUGACUCCUCAGAGGACGAGAUUCUCGUUGUUCACAACGCAUCAGGUCCUGGCGGCUACAUGAGCUUCUCCCCCAACCAGCCCCCAUUUUGCCUCCCCUUCUACCUCAUCCCCCCUUCAGCUGCAACAGCGGCCGCCUAUCUGCCCAUGCUGGAGAAAUGCUGGUACCCGGGGGGCAUGCCGGUUAUGUACCCAGGCAUGAGCGGCUCUGCAGUGAGCUUGCCCUCAGAGACACUCGCCUCAUCUCUGGUGAUGUCCCCGAGGUCAGGGUCUCCAGUACCCCACCAGAACCACAUGGAUUCCCCUGCUAUUCAGAAAACGUUAAGGCAGGUCCCCCCGUUGAACUUGGAAACCAAAGACUGAACAGAUGUGUUUCUGUUGGAACCUUGCCCUCUGAAUGUUGAUGGGGUUGAAUGGUUGGCCCACUGAAAAGAGGGUAAACACAAGAAAACACACUGGUAUUCCUUCAAACCACAGCCGUUGCUUGGCCCAUCAGGACACUGACCCCAACAAAGAACCCCAAGUGGUCACCAUCGUCUAUUGAUCAGCUCCUCGCACACUGAAACAGGAUUUGGGGGCCAUCUGGACUGCCCAUGUAAAGGCUGAUACAUCCCCUGUUUCAUGACUCUGAAACACUGUGAAAGUGGUCCGUUUAUAGAUGCAAAAGAUUGCAAGUGGGUCUUUUUUAUAGCAAAUUCGUCUUCUGUGCACUCAUUGUUGAAUGUCAGAAAUAAACCCAGAAUGUAAUGCACCAUAAGCCCCCCUCAAAAUUAUUUAGACCUAUUUUUUUGCACACACACCAGUCUGUAAUGAAUGUAAAGAUUGAACAAAAGCCCCUUGUAGAUGCUGCUUGAGUUGUUAUUAUCUGCUGUAGAUCUGUGAAUGGAGGAUCUACUUUCAGUGUUUUUCUCUCCUGUAUCUGCAACAAACCAUAGCUUAGACUAGAAUGUUACCCCAAAAAAUGUCUGGCUCGUGUUGACCGUUGACGUCGCAAAAGCCAUUGCUCCUCUGACCCUUCAAUUACCUGAUUGAACACAAGUGUUCACGAUGUUCAAAGAAUUCAGGGCGUUGUCACUGUACAAGGUGUGUCACUCACUGUGUUUGUUGAAGAGUGAUGUGGCCGUACAUGCUUUUACGGUUUAAUUUGUGACUCAUGACUAUUUGUGCAUCUAGAUAGUUCCUGUGAAGUCGUGUUGUGUAAUAAUUUUUGUUUAUACUACUUGUACAUCUCUAUUUUUGAUACGUGACCCACUGAGUGUAUUUGCAUCGCUACCAGAGAAAAGUUGAGGUGGUCAUUUGCUGUAUGCCAAGAGAACGUGUACAGUAUAUAGCAUUGUGCUCAGCCAGAUUUGCAUCUUGCUCACAAAUUCUCGGUCAAGUUAAGGCCUGACCUUAGCUCAUGCUGUUGCCUUUACUCGUUUAACGCAGACACGAUGAUGGCAGGUGUUUAAAUGUCUUUGCUUUAAAUGUUAUGUCUGUGGCAAAGAGAGUGAAUGUAAAGUUCAAACAAAAAUAAUAGUUUUGUAUAGAAAGAGGUACUUGGAAUUUUUAUUAUGACUUGUAACAAAAGGUUGUUUGUUGUAUAUAUUUUGUAUAUAAAGUAUUAUUGAAAUAUAUUAAAAUAUUAAUAAAGCUUUCCCCCCCGUGGAA